This is a messenger RNA of Strigops habroptila (Kakapo), 1650 nucleotides long. Its product is annotated as fructose-1,6-bisphosphatase isozyme 2. Gene Ontology annotation, molecular function: fructose 1,6-bisphosphate 1-phosphatase activity. The record is from RefSeq and is a predicted model, not a curated record. Bases 1 to 1023 code for a protein of 340 amino acids. Lineage: Eukaryota; Metazoa; Chordata; Aves; Psittaciformes; Psittacidae. The transcript has 7 exons. Gene Ontology annotation, cellular component: cytoplasm; cytosol. Gene Ontology annotation, biological process: gluconeogenesis; fructose 6-phosphate metabolic process; fructose metabolic process.
AUGUCCGACAAAACCCCCUUCGAAACAGAUAUGCUAACACUCACGCGAUUCGUUAUGGAGAAGGGACGCCGUGUUAAAGGAGCAACGGGGGAGCUGACACAGCUGCUCAACUCCAUGCUGACUGCCAUAAAGGCCAUUUCCUCUGCAGUCAGAAAGGCAGGCCUUGCCCACAUGUUUGGUAUAGCUGGCACAGUGAACGUGACCGGGGACGAAGUGAAGAAGCUGGACGUACUGUCCAACUCCCUGGUGAUUAAUAUGCUGCAGUCCUCCUACAGCACCUGCGUCCUGGUCACGGAGGAGAACAAGGAGGCCAUCGUCACUCCCAAGGACAAGCAGGGUAAAUAUGUGGUGUGCUUUGACCCCCUUGAUGGCUCGUCCAAUAUAGACUGCUUGGCACCAAUAGGAACCAUAUUUGCUGUCUACAAGAAGGAAACAGAUGACGAGCCCUCUGAAAAAGAUGCUUUGCAGCCCGGACGCAAUAUUGUUGCUGCAGGCUAUGCCUUGUAUGGGAGUGCUACACUGGUUGCCCUCUCCACAGGGCAAGGAGUGGACUGCUUCAUGCUCGAUCCGGGUCUUGGUGAAUUUAUUUUGGUUGACAAAGAUGUUAAAAUCAAGAAGAAAGGGAAGGUAUACAGUCUGAAUGAAGGUUACGCAAAGUAUUUUGAUCCUGCAAUGACAGAAUAUUUACAAAAGAAGAAAUUCCCUGAGGAUGGCAGUUCUCCAUAUGGUGCCAGGUAUGUGGGCUCCAUGGUAGCUGAUGUUCACCGUACAUUGAUGUAUGGUGGUAUCUUCAUGUAUCCUGCUAAUCAGAAGAGUCCUAAAGGAAAGCUCCGACUUCUCUACGAGUGCAACCCUAUGGCUUUCAUCAUUGAGCAGGCAGGUGGGAUGGCGACUACAGGGACUGAGGCGGUGUUGGAUCUGAAACCUGAGAGUCUUCACCAGAGAGUCCCUCUCAUCCUCGGUUCUCCAGAUGAUGUGCAAGAAUACCUUGCUUGUGUACAGAAGCACCAGAAGAGCAGCUAAAGGCUUUUUAGCAUCAGACCUUGCUCAUCCGUCUUCAGUCUACAAGAAAAGCCAUACCUUUCAAGAUGGUGGAUUCUAGCAAGUAGCACCCAUCUCCGAGUGAAAAUCCCACUUUAUGAGAACAAGAAAAAUAGUGAAAAUGGCUGAUGGGAAAAACAAAAAUUUCAUUUUUUCUUGCAGACAAGUGUAAAAAAAAUCCUUUAUCUCUGAUUUAUGCAGUGCAAAUUUAGAGACAGAGGCCUGAUUAUUAAACAGGAGCAACUUACUUUAUGUAGUCUUAACAAAGCAAGUGGAUUGUGCCAGUACCCCCAUUUGAUCUGAAGCUUUACAUCUGAAACUACAUGGUUGGCAUGAUUUUCACAUCAACAUUUGCAAUGCCAUUGUCUGGAUUUUGUGUCAGAGGUUUUGUUGCAAGGUGCUUUUUAUCUUGACAGCCCUGAGAAGACCAAGUCUCAUGUUGUCAGAAAUAGUGUUUUUAUGCUUCAAAUUAUAUAUGUCUUGGGUAAUUAAUAAAGAUGAAAAGGCUGCAAUGUUGCCAGAGUAAUUCAACUCUCAUAAGAACAGGAAAAUGCCCUGUGUUAUUUACAGACAGGUAACCGUCAGUGGCACAAAUUACAAUAAACCAUU